AUGGCAGCAUAUGAACCUGAUCCGUCGCUCCAACUGCACUAUACCACGCCCGCUGCCGAGUGGGCACAGGCGCUUCCUGUCGGCAAUGGCCGAUUUGGUGCCAUGAUCCAUGGGCGGACCGACACCGAGCUCCUGAGUUUGAAUGAGGACUCGGUGUGGUACGGGGGGCCGCAAGAUCGCACGCCAAGAAAUGCCCUCGAGAAUUUACCGCGCUUGCGCCAGUUCAUUCGGAACGGGCUCCAUCGCGAGGUCGAAAAGCUGAUGACAACAGCGUUUUACGGCGCGCCGACAAGUAUGCGGCACUACGAGCCACUGGGAACCUGUCACAUUGAUUUCGACUACGGAGAUGUCAACCAGGAGGUUACAAAUUACCGUCGUGUCCUUGACUUGGGGAAUGCCACUCAGUCUAUCUCUUACCAGGUGGCAGCACAGGGUGGCAACUCUAGUCCCAUUAAUGUUAAGCGAGAAAUUAUUGCUAGUUAUCCUGACCAAGCCAUGUUGAUGAGAAUCACGUCGGGCAGGAAAAUCCGCCUUGUUCUAAGGCUAGCUAGGUCGAACGAGGUGGAACACCAGACAAAUGACUUCGUCGACACCAACCGUGCGAUAGACAACACAAUCGUCCUACAUGCAACACCAGGCGGGCGCGGAAGCAACCCUUUGUGCUUGGCGCUCGGCGUCGUCUGUGAUGACGACGGCUCAAUCGAGGUUUGUGGAAAUUCCUUGAUCGUCAACUCUGCAUCCUGCAAGGUUGCCCUCGGCGCACAGACGAGAUAUCGCUGCAAAAACGUUGAGGCCGAAGCUAUGAAUAACGUUCUUUCCAUAUUGUGCAAAUCUUGGGAGGCAGCAUUGUCAGCUCAUGUCGAAGAUUACCGGUCACUGUUCGGCCGCAUGAGUCUCAGGAUGUCGCCCGACGCAAACAAUGUACCCACCGACAAACGUAUUCUAGACCAUCACGACCCGGGUCUCUUCGCUUUGUAUCACAACUACGGCCGGUAUUUGCUGAUUUCCAGCAGCCGCGACGGAUACAAACCUCUACCAGCAAAUCUUCAAGGUAUCUGGAACAAUUCGUUCACACCGCCUUGGGGCUCAAAAUAUACUAUCAAUAUCAACACCCAGAUGAAUUACUGGCCAGCCCCUGUCUGUGGACUGGCCGAAUGCAUGAUUCCUCUCGUGGAAUUACUGGAACGCAUGGCGGAAAGAGGUCGAAAGACGGCGCAGGUGAUGUACGGCUGUCGCGGUUGGUGCUGCCACCACAACACCGACAUAUGGGCCGAUACCGACCCGCAGGAUAGGUGGUUGCCAGCCACAGUCUGGCCCUUUGGCGGAGUGUGGAUCUGCAAUGAUGUGGUUCAGCUACUGCACUACCAUUAUGAUCCAACCCUCCAUCAGCGAUUGAGAUCUAUACUCAGGGGCGCUGUUGAAUUUCUUCUUGACUUCCUGAUCCCUUCGGACUGCGGCCAAUAUCUUGUUACGAACCCAUCUUUGUCUCCCGAAAAUUCGUAUAUCGAUUCAUCUGGUGAAGCUGGCAUUUUUUGCGAAGGCUCAGUAAUGGAUAUUGAUCUAGUCCGGACAGCUUUCAGGCUGUAUGUUUGGAGUGAGGAAACCCUCCGCACUCCGGCAGCCGAGAGUGAUAUUCUCUCAAAGGUUCGAGAUGCACUGGGUCGUCUCCUACAACCUAUCAUAAGCCCUGCUGGUCGGAUCCAGGAGUGGGGUUUGAGGGAUUAUGGCGAGCUCGAGCCUGGCCACAGACACACUUCACACCUAUUUGGACUCUAUCCGGGUGACUCAUUACGAAAUGAUCCAGCUUUAUUGGAUGCUGCCAGGAAUGUUCUGGCCCAUCGCGCCGCGCACGGUGGUGGCCAUACAGGUUGGAGUCGUGCUUGGCUUAUUAAUUUGCACGCCCAUCUGCCCGACCCUGACGGCUGUGGCCAGCACCUCCACAACCUCCUCACAACGUCGACACUGCCGAACAUGCUCGACAACCACCCCCCUUUCCAAAUCGAUGGCAACUUUGGCGGCUGCGUUGGGAUCCUGGAGUGUCUCGUUCAGUCGCACUUCCAGUUCGAGGACAACGACACUGUAUACGUGACGCUGCUGCCAUCUCUUCCGCCGGACUGGAAGCAGGGACGGGUCGAGGAUGUUUGCGUCAGGAGAGGCUGGUCAGUCUCGUUCCAAUGGAAGGAAGGCAAAAUUGUCAACCCGAUCAAUCUACGAGCCAGCGCAGCGGCCCUCCAAGAAUGUAAGAAUUUCUGUACCCGGUGGCACGGCGGUUCUAGUUGA
Penicillium riverlandense is the source of this 2280-nucleotide messenger RNA. Its product is annotated as glycoside hydrolase family 95 protein. The transcript has a single exon. Bases 1 to 2280 code for a protein of 759 amino acids. NCBI's taxonomy places the organism in Eukaryota, Fungi, Ascomycota, Eurotiomycetes, Eurotiales, Aspergillaceae. The record is from RefSeq and is a predicted model, not a curated record. Gene Ontology annotation, molecular function: alpha-L-fucosidase activity. Gene Ontology annotation, biological process: carbohydrate metabolic process.